Molecule: messenger RNA, 3391 nt
Organism: Piliocolobus tephrosceles (Ugandan red Colobus)
Lineage: Eukaryota; Metazoa; Chordata; Mammalia; Primates; Cercopithecidae
Gene: TOGARAM2
Product: TOG array regulator of axonemal microtubules 2
Exons: 19
Coding region: 359-3253 (964 amino acids)
Biological process (GO): microtubule cytoskeleton organization
Cellular component (GO): cilium; cytoplasmic microtubule
Molecular function (GO): microtubule binding
Source: RefSeq, a predicted model, not a curated record
GUUUAUUCAGGGAGAGCUUUGCUGAGAGCUGGAGCACGCCAGCAGCGGGGCUCGUGGCCACCCAGCACCUGCUCAGACAGGAGGCUGCGGCCCAGGACUGCGUGGCUGGUGGGGGCCAGGCUGAACCAGGCCUGGGGCUUGCCUCCCUUGCCCAUCCUUGCCUCCCUGGGCCCAUAAGCAUCAACGUCUCGGUAGAGACCAAGGACCCUGGAUUCCCCCAGUGACGGGUUUGGCCUCUGGACAGAGAGGUCCCAGAUGUUAAAGGUCGGAACCCUCCAGACUGCCAAGGACUGUACUCACCACCCAGAAAUAGCUGCUGCCUCUGGGCAACCUUGUAGGCACCUUCUCCACCCAGGACAUGGGCACCCGUGAUGAUUUCCCCAAAGCCAAGGUCCUGGCCCCCGUGGCUGAGUACUGCGGGAGCAUCCCUCAGACCAGUGCGGGGCCCGGGGUGCUCCCGCCUGGAAGCAUCAAUUCCAGUCUGCCUCAUGGAGAAGGUUCCCUCCAGCCUGAGCCAAACACCCUACUGUGCAAUGAGGAACCGUCACAGCUCCUGAGUGGACAUGGAGAGCUGGGUGGCCUCAAGCUGGACACCCCUUCCAAGGGCUGGCAGGAGAGGAAUGGUCGCCCCAGGAACCUUGGGGCCUUGUCUUUGGGGGCCCAGCCUCUGGUGCUCCUCCCUUCUCUGGAGUCAGAGGCCAAUAGCAUGGCCAGGGACACCACCCAGAUUAAGGACAAGCUCAAGAAAAGGAGGCUCUCAGAGGGCUUGGCAGCGUCUUCCCAAGCCUCUCUGAAUCCAGGGGGAGGCCCCCAAGGAGUUCCCCUGUGGAGCACCAUCCCCCGAGCCACCUCUCAGAGGCUGCUGAGGGUGCCCAGGCCGAUGCCUCCCAUCCAGAGCAUCCCCACCACCCCUGAGGCCAGUGGAGUCAAAGAGAAGGGCCUGGACCUGCCGGGGAGCAUUCCGGGUCCUCAUGAGUUGAGACCCGGUGCUCAGGAGGCACAGAUCUCCAGGCAAUACCUGCACUGCAGUGAUGAGAAGAUGCAGAAGUCCCUGGGGGGCAUCGUGAUCCCACCCAUCCCAAAGGCCAGGCCGGUUGCAGCGACUCCCUCCUGUGUGCCUGGCUCCCUUCCCAGCCCAUUACCUCCAGGCCAGGGAGUCCUCACAGGCCUGAGGGCCCCACACAUGCGAUUGGCUCGGGAGAGUGGGCCUCGGGAGAAGACCCUCGCAUCUGUGGAGCCAAAACCUUUGGCCUCACCCGUCAGAGACAGGCCUGCCGCUGCCAAGAAGCCUGCCCUGCCUUUUUCUCAGUCUGCUCCCACGCUGACAGCCUUCUCCUUUGACCAUGCCGAAGAAGCCUGCCCUUUGCUGAAAGAAGAGGACCAGAAGGAGAUCAGCACCAAGAUCCAAGUCACCAUCUCCAAGUCCGCCCGGGAGAAGAUGCGGCUGAAGCAGACGAAGGAGAUGGAGCUGCUCCGGAGGCCGGAGGAGUCCAGGACAGAGCGGGGGCUCACUCCCCAGGGCCUGGGCUCCCGGACAGCCUUCAUGAAGGAAGCUAACUCAUUACCUGCGGUGCUCACACUGGGUUCUCCUGAAUGGGAAGAAGAGGAGGAGAUGGAUCUUAGAGGCUGUAAGGAGUUGAGGCCUUUCUCGAACCCGGAGCUGGGGCUGAUGGAUGCACUCCAGUGCCUCAACAGCAGUGACUGGCAGACGAAGGAGAAGGGGCUGGUGAGCAUCCAACGCCUGGCAGCCUGUCACUCAGAGGUCCUCACCGGGAGGCUGCACGACGUGUGCUUGGCGGUGACUGGGGAGGUCACCAACCUGCGGUCCAAGGUGUCUCGCCUGGCCAUCACCACCUUGGGAGACCUCUUCCAGGCCUUGAAGAAGAAUAUGGACCAGGAGGCCGAGGAGAUUGCCCGCUGCUUGCUGCAGAAGAUGAGGGACACCAACGAGUUCAUCCAGAGAGCAGCUGGCCAGUCCCUGAGGGCCAUGGUGGAGAACGUGACCCUUGCCCGCUCCCUGGUGGUCCUCACCUCGGCGGGUGUCUACCACCGGAGCCCCUUGGUCCGGAAAUAUGCAGCCGAGCACCUCUCAGCUGUGCUGGAGCAGAUCGGUGCUGAGAAGCUUCUCUCGGGCUCCAGAGACAGCACAGACAUGUUGGUGCACAACCUGGUGAGGCUGGCCCAGGACUCCAACCAGGACACCAGAUUUUAUGGCCGGAAGAUGGUGAAUAUCUUGAUGGCGAACACUAAGUUUGAUGCAUUUCUGAAGCAAUCCCUCCCAUCUUACGACUUGCAGAAGGUCAUGGCAGCCAUUAAACAGCGGGGAAUAGAAGAUAAUGAGGAACUUCCCUCUGCCAAAGGCCGCAAGGUGUCGAGGAGUCUGGUGGUGUGUGAGAACGGGCUGCCCAUCAAGGAGGGGUUUAGCUCCAAUGGCCCAAGGCUGGUGGGGCUGCGCUCCAUGCUGCAGGGCGGCGGGGAGAUGGUGGAGCAGCUACGGGAGCUGAUGCGGCUGCUGGAGGCCAAGGACUUCCGGUCCCGGAUGGAAGGCGUAGGGCGUCUCCUGGAGUUCUGCAAGGCCAAGCCGGAGCUCGUCGCUGCCCACCUGGUCCAGGUCUUUGAUGCUUUCACCCCAAGGCUUCAGGAUUCCAACAAGAAAGUGAGCCAGUGGGCGCUGGAGUCCCUCGCCAAGAUGAUCCCCCUCCUGAAAGAGAACUUGCACCCCAUGCUGCUCUCUAUCAUCAUCGCUGUUGCAGAGAACCUGAACUCCAAGAACUCGGGGAUUUAUGCUGCUGCUGUGGCUGUGUUGGAUGCGAUGGUUGAGAGCCUGGACAACCUUUGCCUUCUACCAGCAUUUGCUGGGCGGGUGCGUUUCCUGAGUGGUCGUGCAGUGCUGGAUGUCACUGAUCGCCUGGCAGUGCUGGUGGCCUCAGUUUAUCCCCGGAAGCCUCAAGCUGUAGAGCGGCAUGUCCUUCCCAUCCUCUGGCACUUCCUGACCACCACCACCGGGAAUGGCACCCUGCCUGGACCCAGCGGGAUCAUCCGCGGGGUGGUGAGCCGGCUGUCCAGGAGCCUCCAGGAGCACAUGGGCCCCCGCCUACUGGACUUCGCCGCCAGCCGGCCAAAGCACGUCCUCAAGACGCUCCGGGAACUCUUAGACUCAGAGUCCUUGGGAGGCAGCCACAAGGCCACUAACAGAGGGGUGGCCCCUGACAGCAAGACAACUGGCAGCUCAUACCCUUUUCAGCUGGAUUAAAGAUGGAUCUGAAAUGGGCAAUUAUUAUUUUUUAUCUUAUUUUUGUGAUGGAAUAUUCUCCUGGUUACUUUCCCCUUUAGAGUUCCAGAUGUACAUGGUAUAUUUUGAAGUAGAAAUAAAAGAAUUACUUAUUUUCCU